AUGGCGUCCUCUCCAAGUAACCCCGAAACCGCACCCGACGGCGCCUCCCUCGCCGCCAUGACAACCGACCAGCCCAAAAAGAUCGACCCAGUAUACUACAACUGGUCCAGCACCUUCUCCAUCCUCCUCAGCCGCAUGACGGGCUCGCGCGACGUCCCUCUCGAGGAGAAAUACUUCACCGAAAUGGACGCCUUAAAAGCCGACACGAUAUGUCAACGCUGCGACUCGAACCGCGACUACCUGCUGCAAUACUCGCCCAUCGUGCGCUUCCUCAAAGACGAGGUGGAAAAGCUCGGCGGCGACUUGAACAAGGACAAUAUCCUGUGUCGCAUGUGCACCAACUCGCAAUCAGGCGGAUUCAGUCUCGACCACGGCAUCUUGCUGUGCGCGAAUAAGUUUCGGAAUAGAGGGCAUCAGGAAGAUACCAUGGCGCAUGAGAUGGUGCAUGCGUGGGACCAUUUGAAGUUCAAGGUCGAAAAUGAUAAUCUAAGGCAUCAGGCUUGUUUGGAGAUUCGGGCGUCCACGCUCAGUGGCGAGUGCAGGUUUUCAAGAGAGUUCUUUACGAAGAAUCAGUGGAGUGUGACGGAGCAAUUGCAGCGGUGUGUGCGCCGGCGAGCGACGCUGAGUAUGAUGGCAAGGCCGGGUGUUAGGGAUGAGAAGCAUGCGGGCGAGAUUGUGAAUCAGGUGUGGGAAGGGUAA
Molecule: messenger RNA, 699 nt
Organism: Parastagonospora nodorum SN15
Lineage: Eukaryota; Fungi; Ascomycota; Dothideomycetes; Pleosporales; Phaeosphaeriaceae
Exons: 1
Coding region: 1-699 (232 amino acids)
Biological process (GO): mitochondrial protein processing; mitochondrial proton-transporting ATP synthase complex assembly
Cellular component (GO): extrinsic component of mitochondrial inner membrane
Molecular function (GO): metalloendopeptidase activity
Source: RefSeq, a predicted model, not a curated record